Desarmillaria tabescens is the source of this 1797-nucleotide messenger RNA. RefSeq lists its product as uncharacterized. The annotation marks the transcript as partial. Gene Ontology annotation, biological process: adenylate cyclase-activating G protein-coupled receptor signaling pathway. The transcript is spliced from 7 exons. Lineage: Eukaryota; Fungi; Basidiomycota; Agaricomycetes; Agaricales; Physalacriaceae. Gene Ontology annotation, molecular function: G protein-coupled receptor activity. Gene Ontology annotation, cellular component: plasma membrane. The record is from RefSeq and is a predicted model, not a curated record.
GAAUACGCUAAUUUGCAGGUAGUGAAUGUGGUUGCGGUGCUUUCGACUGUAGCACUGCUCUCUAUCAUAAUUCGGCUAGCAUGGCUUUGCAUCCUCCGUGUCACACGACGUAAAAACAUCACUCAAUCUCGAGAAUAUGUCUUCUUCAAUACUCAGCUCGGGUAUUAUGCUGCAUGUCUCCUUAUCGCAAACAUGUUCAACAGUGCGGCCGGGCUUAUGGGGCUGCCAUUUUUGUUGGCAAGGCGCAUUACAGAAGGCGGUCUUUGCACCACACAAGCGAUGUUAAUGCAGUUCGGGAACGUGUCCACUGCUUAUUUCACCGUCAGCAUCGCGGUUCACACGUUCAAUUCUCUGGUGUUACGAAAGCGUCAAUCUGCCGUAAUCUAUUCAAUGGUGAUAUCCUUGGGGUGGAUCCUCGCUGGAUUCAUAGCUGCUCUACCCUUAGCUCUUCCGCAACGCAACGGGCCCAUUUAUGGCCAGUACAAUCUGACGUGCGGUGUGAGGGAUAAAUAUCCAGUUCCCCAAUUCUUGCUUCAUCUCUUACCGAUAUUCAUCGCUUCAUUCUUUUCGGCGGUGCUAUAUUCUCUCAUUUUCCUUGUGCUCCGUGGCACAUUGGUCAUCAAGGGUGGCGUUAAGAUCUAUCUCAAUCCAAGCGAGCGAUGGAAUGGUCAAAGCGGCGAAAACUAUCACCGUUUCAUUGCGAGCGUUGCCAGAAGCAUGUUAUGGUGGGAUUUCUAUCAUCAUUUUAGCUCGUACUGUGUCGUGCUCAUACCGUACUCCGUCACAAAGCUACUCAUCCUUUCGGGCUUUAGUGUCCCAUUCCAGGCGCUAAUUUUUGCCUACGUAUGCUGGUUCUUAUUGGGCGUUAUCAAUGUCGGGCUGCUCUUCAACACAUUCAGCAAAUUGUAUCCGGUAUUUGAUACUAAACUCUCUCGCCAAGAUAUGGAGAGUUUCGGAACCACUGAAAAGUUCAAACGCCUCACGCUCGCUGCCGAGCGCCAGGCGGAAGCUGAUGGGCUUCGGGAAAAGAUCUAUCAGUAUCGCUAUACGAGCGGUCGUUUGGCAAGCGCGUCUGCUGCCCCUUCUUACCCUGAAAAUGUCGCUAGUGUUCAAGGCUUCUAUGGUUAUCCCAUCUCUCCGCAACGCGUUUCACCCGUAUCUCCGUUCAACGGCAACAACGCUUCUGAUCAUUACCGGGCAUCGCCCCUUCCAAUGUCGCCUCCUUCAUCCCAUACUACCAGCAGUCAUUCGCGGCAGGACUCGGCCGAUUCGCUGCUGAAUCUGCCUGUACCUCCUCGCAAGACGCGUUCGCCCCCAAGCUCACGUUCGCCCCCGUUUAUUGCUCCCAACUCCUUCCGUGCACUUCAAUCAAUCGAUCAGGGUCGCGUUCUCACCCCAUCAUCGACUAACCGCCCUGUCAGUCCAUAUGUUGGCCAGUCGACGCACAAGGUUUCCGGGUCUGGAUCCUCCUCGGAGGUUGAUAUCGCCAGUUGGCUGGCUCAGCAACAACCUGAUAGAUCCGUGCCUCGUGGGCUGAAAAUUAAGCCUUCACUUUCGGCGGUAAAGACCACAUAUCCAAGCCCGGUUGCGGUCAACCAUCGUCCCCGAGCUGUUCCUUCCACGCCAAGUGAAAGUCCGACGAGCAGCCCGACAGGUAGCGUGAGGAGGCCCAAUCGGAGUCCUGUGAGUCCAACUGGAAGUUCAGUGCAGUACGUGGUAAGAAAUACGAGACCGGUGCCCCUGGUAGGCCCUCCCCCCUUGGGUCGCCACGCCGGCAGAGUGUCUCCCCCCUUUUGA